Molecule: messenger RNA, 1359 nt
Organism: Geodia barretti
Lineage: Eukaryota; Metazoa; Porifera; Demospongiae; Tetractinellida; Geodiidae
Source: the annotation of a GenBank genome assembly
CUGUACGUCUGCGACGAGCCGACCGUCGGCCUGCACCCCCACGACGACCAGCGGCUGAUCAACACGCUGACCCGGCUGCGCGACAUGGGCAACACGGUGCUCGUCGUGGAGCACGACGAGGCGAUGAUGCGCUCCGCCGAUUUCAUCGCUGACCUUGGCCCCCGUGCCGGUGAGCACGGCGGUCAGGUUGUUGCAGUGGGAACGGUGGAGGACAUCGAGAACUCCCCCGACUCGCUCACCGGCCAGUACCUCAGCGGGCGCAAGCAGGUGCCCACCCCCGAACAGCGGCGCGAGGGCAACGGCCUCUCCCUGACCGUCACCGGCGCCCGCGAGAACAACCUGCAGGGUAUAGACGUGGAGUUCCCGCUGGGCCGGCUGGUGUGCAUCACCGGCGUUUCCGGCUCCGGCAAGAGCAGCCUGGUCUACGAGAUCCUGUACAAGAAACUGAACCAGCGCAUCAACAACGGCCGCGACCUGCCCGGCAAGCACGACGACCUCGUCGGCAUCGAGGGCGUGGACAAGGUGGUCAAGAUCGACCAGUCCCCCAUCGGCCGCACUCCGCGCAGCAACCCGGCCACCUACACCGGCGCCUUCACCCCCAUCCGCGAGCUGUUCGCCAACCUGCCGGAGUCGAGGGUGCGCGGCUACAAGCCGGGGCGGUUCUCGUUCAACGUCAAGGGUGGACGCUGCGAGGCCUGCCAGGGCGAGGGCUACAACCAGAUCGAGAUGCAGUUCCUGCCCCGACGUCACCGUCCCCUGCGAGAUCUGCCACGGCCUCCGCUACAACCGCGAGGCGCUGGAAGUGACCAUGCGCGGCAAGCACAUCGCCGACGUGCUGAACAUGACGGUGGAUACCGCGUUCGAGUUCUUCAUCAACUUCCCGCGCAUCGCCCCAAGCUGGAGACCCUGCGCGACGUGGGCCUCGGCUACAUCCGCCUCGGCCAGCCCGCCACCACGCUGUCGGGAGGAGAGGCCCAGCGCGUCAAGCUGGCCACCGAGCUGUCCAAGCGGGCCACCGGCAAGACGGUCUACCUGCUGGACGAGCCGACCACCGGCCUGUCCUUCGAGGACUGCGCCGCCCUGCUGGGCGUGCUGCACCGCCUGGUGGACGGUGGCAAUACGGUGAUCCUGAUCGAGCACAACAUCGACGUGAUGAAGAACGCCGACUGGCUGAUCGACCUCGGCCCCGGCGCCGGAGACAAGGGCGGCGAGCUCAUCGCCACCGGCACCCCCGAGGAACUGGCCGAGCACCCCAGCAGCGUCACCGCCCCCUACCUAAAGGCCGCGCUGCAACAGAACCGCACCAACGCUGCACAGCACCCACCGGUCGAGGCAGAGGAGCUGGCGUCAGUCGUCUAA